CUUGCCGUACAGAAUACAGUUGCAGCAUAUUUACUAUCAGAAGCUCCGCUAUGGCAGACAACUCUAACAAUCAACAAGGAACAUUUAACAAGCCCAAGGUUGAGCUGCACGUACAUCUCGAUGGAGCUGUCAGACUGGAAACUAUUCUGGAUGUUGCAAAGAAACGGGGAAUUGCCCUGUCUGCAGACACGGUAGAAGAAAUGGUGCAGUUGUGCACACUCAGUGAGCCUGCCACACUGACCGAGUUCCUCAGCAAGUUCAACCACUAUAUGCACGUGGUCGCGGGUGACCGGGAGGCCAUUAAAAGGAUUGCUUACGAGUUUGUUGAGACUAAAGCCAAAGAAGGAGUGAUCUACGUGGAGGUGAGGUACAGCCCACAUUUCCUGGCCAAUAGUAGUGUGGAUCCCAUAGCCUGGAACCAAAAAGAAGGUGACCUGACCCCGGACGAGGUGGUCAGCCUGGUUAACCAGGGUCUGAGCGAGGGGGAGAAGGCCUUCAACAUCAAAGCCAGGUCCAUUCUCUGCUGCAUGCGUCACAUGCCAAACUGGUCAAUGGAUGUGGUGGAGCUGUGCAAGAAGUACCGCAACGACGGAGUGGUGGCCAUUGACCUGGCAGGGGACGAGUCGCUGAACUGUGAGGCUUACCCAGGGCACAGGAAAGCCUAUGAGGAAGCUGUGAGAAGCGGGAUCCACAGGACCGUCCACGCCGGAGAGGUGGGCCCGCCCUCGGUGGUGAGAGAGGCAGUGGAGGUCCUGAAGGCGGAACGAAUUGGACACGGCUAUCACACCAUUGAGGACCCGACACUGUACAAACAGCUGCUUGAACAGAACAUGCAUUUCGAGGUUUGCCCAAUUUCGAGCAAGCUGACCGGAGCCUGCAAUCCAGAUUUCACCAAACAUCCUCUGAUCAGGUUUAAGGAAGAUAAAGCAAACUUCUCACUGAACACAGAUGACCCUUUGAUAUUCAACUCGACCUUGGACACAGACUACAGAACGGUACAGAAAUACAUGGGCUUCACUGAGGAGGAAUUCAAAAGAGUGAACAUAAAUUCAGCCAACUCCAGUUUCUUACCUGAGAAAGAGAAGAAGGACCUUCUUAACCGUUUGUAUGAGGCCUAUGGCAUGAUGGAGACUACCAGCUUUUGAAAGGAACCACUGAAAGCAGCACAGACACGCAGUGCUUUUAUGAGUACUGUUAAUAUGCACAAACCUCUGGUGGCAGAGAACUCCACAGCUCAGAAUUCUGGUAUCUCCUCCCACCCAGACUGAAGGUCAAAUUCUGACUUCCUGGGAAGGAGAGCUCAUUCUACCAAAACAUAUAAAUGCAACUAUUGACAGACAGUAAAUUGGCCAGUAUUGAUCCUUUUUUACAUAUUAAUGUCAGUGACUGCAAGACAGAAAUUGCCAAAAAUGCAUGUACCCACAAAUUCAAAGUUGUACUGAAAAUCAGUUACACUGGUAAACUGGAGUUACAUCUCCAUGGAAUGUAAGAUAAUGGGAAUUAGGUGUAAAUCAAUGAAUUUGUCAUCCAUUAUGAAAAUCACAUUAGUCUAAAAAAUAUGUCAACUCCCUUGUAAUCAAUCAACCCCUAAUUAUAAUGUGUGUUUUGGCAUUUUGGAACACAGCCACAACAACUGGCAAAAAAGUUGAUGCUUAGUAUUCAGUAAAGACUGUUGAAAGAUUGGAGCCAUUAUGAACACAAGCAUUACUGUCAAUGAUUGAAGACCUGCAUCAUAACCCUUAAAGCAUUCUCAGUACUCAUUCAUUAGACAUGAGUCUUUUAGUUUGGGAAAAACUAUUCCAUAUUACAUUACAAAUAAUAGUCCAUUUAUCAGA
Megalops cyprinoides (Indo-Pacific tarpon) is the source of this 1835-nucleotide messenger RNA. It is a transcript of the gene ada, whose product is annotated as adenosine deaminase. The transcript is spliced from 11 exons. Gene Ontology annotation, cellular component: cytosol; external side of plasma membrane. Gene Ontology annotation, biological process: inosine biosynthetic process; hypoxanthine salvage; adenosine catabolic process. Gene Ontology annotation, molecular function: adenosine deaminase activity. Lineage: Eukaryota; Metazoa; Chordata; Actinopteri; Elopiformes; Megalopidae. The record is from RefSeq and is a predicted model, not a curated record. Bases 51 to 1145 code for a protein of 364 amino acids.